Electrophorus electricus (electric eel) is the source of this 5511-nucleotide messenger RNA. It is a transcript of the gene rai14, whose product is annotated as retinoic acid induced 14. NCBI's taxonomy places the organism in Eukaryota, Metazoa, Chordata, Actinopteri, Gymnotiformes, Gymnotidae. The record is from RefSeq and is a predicted model, not a curated record. Gene Ontology annotation, molecular function: actin binding.
UCGGGCUUCGAGACAGGCCAUUUGAAUGGGGGUCUUGUCGAUGAACAGCAGAAUUGUUCUUGCAAGGCUGCAUGUCUCAUAGCUUUUCGCAUAUUACCAGCAUAGUGCAUUUGAAUAAAUAUAACGCAUCAAAUGCGAUGUGAAGGGUUUUAUUUCUCUCUACGGGUCUAUUUGCAACUAAACGUACAAGUCUGUGCCGUUCAACUUUUGUAAAGUGGACACGCCUGGAUCUGUUGUGAACUGCAUGGACUAACAUGAAAAGCCUCAAAGCAAAGUUCAGGAAGACUGAUACCAAUGAAUGGAGCAAGAAUGACGAGCGUCUCCUCAGUGCUGUGGAGCAUGGUGAGGCGGAGAAGGUCACCACCCUCCUGACAAAGAAAGGAACCUGUGCCACAAAGCUGGACAGCGAGGGCAAGUCUGCUCUGCAUGUGGCAGCCACCCGUGGGCAGGCAGAGUGCCUUGCUGUCAUUCUGGCUCAUGGAGCUGAUGUGUCCGUAGUGGAUGCUUCAGGUUCCACUGCUUUACACCUUGCUGCCAAAAACAACCAACUAGAAUGUGCCAAAAAACUCAUACAGGCCAAAUGUAUGGUUGAUGCUCAAGACAGCUCUGGAAGGACCGCUCUUCACCUCGCAGCUGCGAGUGGAAACAUUGGGAUUGUUCAACUCCUGUGUGAGCACAAGUGUUCAUUGAAUCUCAAAGAUGCGGAUGGACUCACACCCCUGAUGAUGUCAGCCAGACACGUCCAUGCGGAGGUGUGUCGCAGUCUGCUAGACUGUGGGGCAGACGUCAAUGCUUGUGAUAAGAAUGGCAGGGCUGCUGUCAUGCUAGCAAGCGAGAGUGGCUGUGGGCCUACAGUGGAGGUGCUGCUGCAGAGUGGAGCUGACCUGGACGUGGUUGACUCCUUGGGCCACGAUGUUCUGCACUACGCCAAGAUGUCCGGCAGCACGGAUGUCCUAGCUGCCAUCAACGCCUCCCUUCUCCUCCUACAGACUGACUCAGCAGAUAAGAAUGCAACCAGAACACCCCAGCAUGAUCAUGUGGUUAAGCUAAAUGAAGAGAGAAGCACAACCCCCAAAAAGAGAAAAGCACCUCCUCCUCCGAUCAGCCCAGAGCAGUUGGCUGGUAUUGUCUCUCCGCCUUACUUGACCCCAGCCGAAACUCCUGUAUCAAGUAAAAGUGAUUCGUCCAAGAGGUUCAAUUACAAGAAGGAGGAUCUGAGGAGCAUCACACUGAAGGAGGAGAUCGAGAGGCUCCAGGAGGAGAAGAGCAUACUGUUGGACACCAUUCAAAAUCUGAAGCAGCAAAUUAUAGAGCAGAGUGAGCCCAAGACAGCACACCGUGGGAAUACAGAUUCAACAUUAGUGGCAUCGCUGCAAGCAAAGGUGGCUUCCCUCUCUCUGGAAAACCAGCAGCUUGCCCAGAUAAUCAAGAAACGUCCUGCUCCUCAAGGUGAAGAAGACGGGCAACUUUCUCGCCCAAACAGCAUUGACUCCAGUGCCUCUUACCACUCCACCCACGCAGACCUCGAUCACUCCAGCGAAGGUCACAGCCAAGCAGCUGACGUGCAGGAGCUCAGCGAACUGUCAAUCCUGGAUGUGAGCAAUACACCUCUCGGGCAUGAGGAGAAGGACAGGGCGGUAUUGAGGGCGGGCAGCGGAGAUGAGGUCCUGCUGCUUAGGGACGCACUGCAGAGUCUGCAGGCUAAACUGCAUGAGUCAAGGCUGGAGAACCGCUCACUGCAGGCCCAGCUGAAGCCCAGCUCCUGUGCGGAUGAAGCUGGAACCAAAGGCGUGUCAGAAAGUGUGGCUGAACUUAAAGUUAAGCUUGCAGACAUGCAGCGAAAAUACCAGGAAGUGUUGGAAGAGGUGCAAAAUCUCAGGGUGGAAGGGAGAGGACAUGCAAGUGCUGGAGAAGAUCCCAUGAUUCAGAAGUUUCAGUAUUUGAAGGGUUGUCUUGAGCAGGAGAUUAAAGAUCUGAAAGCAAAGCUGGUGAAGUCUCAAGAGGAGAAGACGCGCGACGCUGCUUUGGUGAAGGAUCUGGAAGCUCGACUGCAGGGCACUCACAUGACCGAGGAUGAGCGUCAGGAACUGAAGAAGUCUUACAAUGUCCUGGUGGAGAACGUCAACCAGGAGAAGGCGCUGUUGAUUGAGAAGUACAAGGAGGCUCAGGAGGAGAUCAAGAUUCUACAGGAAGCCAUACGUGGCACAGUGCCCGUCGAGGCUGCUGCCAAAGACUUUGAGGAGAUGAAGGCAGAGCUGGGUGAGGUUAUUGAAGGGCUCCAGAGGCGGCUGCUGGAGCUCUCAAAGUCGUAUAGCGAGGCCAAAAGUGAACUGAGCGCAGCCCGCAGCCAGCUCCAGGUUAAAGCUGCAGAAGCUAAGGAGAGGCCAGACGUGGCGGAUCCCACCAAAGAACAGAACGAGCAAAAAAUACAGGAGCUCGCUCUCAAGUUGAAGGACGUGCAGAGCACACUGAAGGACACCGAGGUCAAGUACCAGGCGGCACUGAGGGACAUCGCUGAGCUCAAAGAGAAGGCUGAAGUGCAGGCUGAGGCUUCCUUAGGGAAUGCCGUGAAGAACUUGGAAGUUGAGGUCGAGGACCUUAAGAUGCAGCUCUGCCAGAAGACCUCACAACUGGAUGCCCUGCAGGGCCAGCUGGCGGCAAAGAACGACACACCACCAAACAAUUCCGUGUCCAGGCUGGAGCACGAGCAGGUGAGGGAGUCGCUGGAGCGAGAGGUGAAGCACCUGACCCACCUCCUUCAGGACGCACUGAGGAAACAGGAUGAGAUGGCCCUGGAGGUGACGGCCGCCUGGCAGGAGGUGAAGGACGGAAGAAAUGAGAAGCAGGCUUUACAAAAGCUGGCUCUGUCGAGAGAGCAGGAGAGCAAUGCAUUGAACACCAAGUAUAGGGAGGCCCAGGAUGCCAUUAUGCAACUGAAGAAACAGGUGGAGAACCAUGUCAACUCUGAACGGGAGAAGAACAAAAAGAUUGAUGAUCUGUCAAAGGAGGUUGGCAAGUUGAAGGAUGCCCUGAACAGCCUGUCCCAACUCUCAUAUACUACCAGUAGCCCUAAAAGGCAACAGAGUCAGCAGGUUGAAUCUCUCCAGCAGCAAAUCAAGCAGUUGCAAUACCAACUGGCUGAAAGUAAGAAACAGCACCAUGAGAUCGUCUCAGUGUACAGGAUGCACCUCCUCUAUGCCGUCCAGGGUCAAAUGGAUGAAGAUGUGCAGAAGGCCUUGAAACAAAUUCUGAUGAUGUGUAAAAUGCCCAAAGAACCCAAGUGAUUGAUCAGAUGCAGUCAUAUUACAGUCAUAUUACUGUCAUGUACUGCUCUAGUUACUGUGGGAUGAGACAACAGCUGCUUGACUGAGCUCAUUGCUCAGUCGAGCAGCAUCACAUUGAGAAUGGAAAUGAAGCCAGAUGAAUGAAUUGAUAAUACAUAUUAGCAAAUACCAGCUCAUAAAGUGAGAAAAUUUACAAUGAACCAUUUUUUAAAAUUACAUUGUUCACGUUUUCAUUGAACAAUUUUAAAAGUCAAGUUACAUUUAUAUAUUGUAAAAUGUGUAAGUACAUGUAUCAUGUAAUCUGAAAUACUUUCAUGUCUAUAAUGUAAAUCAAAAACAUUUGUUACAAUGCAUACUUUACUCAUUUAGACUACAGGACAUUUUGUGUCUCUGCACAUUAGAAAUACGAUAUGGCAUUGCGUGCUUGAUGAAGCAGAGCAAUGAAAUAUAGUCGUGUAACUUUUUUUUUUUUUUUCUUUGUAUGUUUGUAAAACUUUUUGCAGUGUGUGCAUGCUGAGAAAAAAAUUGUAGACAUAAGAUUUACCAUAGCAUACCUUUUGUUUUAAAGGCCUCUUGCUUCGGGAGAUAUUUACAUGGAGCGUAUGUCCUUGCUUCACACAGCAAUGUCCCUCCUCUCUGUUUAAUCACAUCUGGUGUUCCCUGUCAAAGCUAUAGGACAUGAAGAACCGACAUCUGUGUUUAAAAUAGUACUUAAAACUUGAUAUUUGUCCUCUAUUAAGCUUAUUUUAAAACGUCUUUGUUGUUGCUGUGAACAAGUGGACAAAUGUUUGUUGAUGACUUAUUGUGGCAUUUUAGAAAUCUGAUGCAGGGGCUUCUUAUCACAGACUUGUCACAUUAGUUUUUGUUAAAGGAAUGAAAUGAUGCAACUGGUUUUAGUUUUACCUCACCUGUUCAAUAUUUGUUGUGUUGUACAGUUUGGAGGGAGAGGGGGGAGGAGACAUUGCUUGCUGUACCAGGCACAUGGGACAGCAGUAGAGUUAGUUUACAUAGACGCACUUGUUUAAUUGGAUAUGUACCAUAUAGGAUGCCAUGUACAGCUUUACCUGUAUACUUGCUUUUGCUUUGUACUGUAAUUCUGAACAUGGCCUAGCAACCCUCUGUAAGCAUGCCAGUCACUUUUAGAAUAUGAUAGUUUUAUUCUGAAUUAGGUUCAAGUUCGUACUGGUUUUGUAUGUUUGGUCAUCUUUUUCUAUUUAGACGCUGUUAUGCAAGCAAAAUAUGCCUUGUUAAUUAAGAACAAGGCUAGAAACGGUGCUCUUCCAAUAUACAGCAGAUUUGUUAUUUUUAAUUUAUAACAUCCGUUUCUCAGAAGGUGGUAAUCUGGAUAUCAACCUUUCUGGCCCAGAGGAAGGUUUGAUUGUUACCUCUAUCCAGUGUCUGCUGUCCUCUCUGCUCUAUCCCUCUGUCCUCUGCUUACAGGGAUGGUUCCUAAUUUACAGGGACAUCAGCAGAUUUCUAGCACAAAACAUCUUUCUCUUUUCAAAGGGGAAAGUUUUGCCAUGCACACAGAACAUUUGAUUUUAGUUUAUAAUAUUAUAAUAAAAUUUAGCUUAUUUUUUAAUAUUUAGCUUAUUUAGUCAUCUCCAGCUUCUAGUUCACCGUUCAUUCACCAUUCAGGUUGCCUUUGUGUCCUGUAAGGUGUCCCUCUGCAUGUAUGUAUGUAAGGAAUGAGGAUCAGCCUGCACAUUUUGGCAGUUCCUUUUAUAUACUGCAUGUUUUAAUGUAUAGUUAUGUGCAAAAGGAGACAACAUGGUUGGGUGUCAAUAUAUAUAGCCAGAUACCCUAUACAACCACAUAGAACACACAUCUGUGCCAAAAUAUGUGUUGGUUUUGUUAGACAUUGUAUGACAUUUUUAUGGGUCUGUGGACUUUGUUGAAGCUGACCUGUAAAUGUGAUAAUCAGAAACCUUUUUUGACCAUCUUUAAUUAGAAGCUGUAAUCAUUUGGUGAUUAGGUGUAUUUCAAAUUGGAAAUGUGAGUUCAAGCUAUGACCAGUAAUGUUUGCUGACUCCUUCUGUUCUACUUAUCACCCUGUGUCCUUUUGAGUGUCAUGUUUGAACCCCUGUACAAUAUUUAAAAAUAUUUUUUCUCUCCUUUUUGACUUGCUUAUUUUGUUUGUGUUGUUUUUUUAGGACUUUGCAAAAGAGAAAAAUUUAGAGGUUUCAUUGUCAAGGAUUUUUCCAAUUAUUAAAUGGUUAUGAAUUAA